Molecule: messenger RNA, 1108 nt
Organism: Drosophila busckii
Lineage: Eukaryota; Metazoa; Arthropoda; Insecta; Diptera; Drosophilidae
Product: trypsin iota
Exons: 1
Coding region: 97-852 (251 amino acids)
Biological process (GO): proteolysis
Molecular function (GO): serine-type endopeptidase activity
Source: RefSeq, a predicted model, not a curated record
UAUGACCGAUUAGCGUUAAUAGUCCAAUUUGAAAUGCGAUAAUAAGUGGACUGUCCCAGAUGCAGCCAGUCCCAAGUCUACAUUCUGUUUGCUGCCAUGUAUUGGACACUGCUGCUGCUGUUUCUAUGUUGUGCUGCAUCCUCUGCUUACUUGCAGCCACAGCAACGCAUUGUGGGUGGCAACGACAUUAAUAUAUACAAUGCUCCGUGGCAAGUUUCGUUGCAGCUGAGUGCGCGGCAUGUGUGCGGUGGCUGCAUUUACAGCAAGAAUAUUAUUAUUACGGCAGCGCAUUGCGUGGAGCACAAAUCCGUGACCUUAUUGCAAGUGCGUGUGGGUGCAGGUCAGCACAAUUCGGGCGGUAAACUAAUGUCAGUGGCUGACUAUAAGCUGCAUGAGCUGUAUGAUGCAAAGUUUCAGCACUUUGAUAUUGCUUUGCUGCGCUUGAGCACAGAUCUGACAUUUGGUUUGACUGUCAGAGCCAUUGGCUUGGCCAGCAGCAGUGCAGCGCAUGGUCAGAGCGUCUCGAUGAGCGGCUGGGGCAGCACAGAGCCAACUGGCAGCCUUGCUAACAACUUGCAGUCAGUGCAGCUGCAGAUUAUCGAGCGUGAGAACUGUGCAUCCUCGCAAUACGGUUACGGCUGGCUGUUGGUGGGUGAGGAAACGAUUUGCGCAGCAGCUGCCAAUAAAGAUGCUUGCGCAGGUGAUGCUGGCGGCGCUUUGGUAGCUGAUAACAACUUGCUUGUCGGCAUUGUGUCGCGGGGCUACGACUGUGCGCUGGCCAACUAUCCGGGCGUGUAUGUAGACGUGGCUAAGCUGCGUGCCUGGAUAAUAAAGACAGCAAAUGAAAUGUAAUUGCUCUCAGAAUAAAUAUACAAAACCCCAACCGCCCCCCAGGUGGAAUCGAACCACUUCGACGCUAAUCGACUACGGAUUUGAAGUCCGCACCCCGGACCACCGAAGCUCAGUGGGGCAACUACUUAGCGCCUCAUUAGCUGUAUUUAAAUGUGCAAGCAGCGGAACUUAAACUUGGGAAUUAUAACUAUAAGUUAGCAAUAUAUUGUUAUCUUUCAACGCUCAACAGCAUCCACAACUCUUAUCUAUCGUAGAA